Gopherus flavomarginatus (Mexican gopher tortoise) is the source of this 4510-nucleotide messenger RNA. RefSeq names its product protoheme IX farnesyltransferase, mitochondrial. Bases 1208 to 2452 code for a protein of 414 amino acids. The transcript has 7 exons. The record is from RefSeq and is a predicted model, not a curated record. Gene Ontology annotation, molecular function: protoheme IX farnesyltransferase activity. Gene Ontology annotation, biological process: heme biosynthetic process. Gene Ontology annotation, cellular component: mitochondrial membrane; mitochondrion. NCBI's taxonomy places the organism in Eukaryota, Metazoa, Chordata, Testudines, Testudinidae.
CUAUUAGCAAAUCUGUAGGCAACAGCAGGAUUGUCAAGAAUCCUGUCAGUUUCAGGUUGACCUAACAAACCACUGUUUUCUCUUUUUCUAAAUCUUCCUCGAGUUCUGCUUUUACACCUACAGGAAAUAUUGGACUGAUUGAGGAGCAGUUGGACAAAGCUGAUUUAUUUGUUUUAAAAAAGUCAAAACAAUAUUGAAACCCUGAAUAACAUGUUGUUGUUUAUCACACAGUAACUACUUGUAUGUUUUAUCUUUUCCCCUUCUGUUUAUCCUUUUGUCUUUUACAUCUUGAUCCUGCAAAUACAUAUGUGUUUAAUUUAUGGAGGUGAGUCCCACUGAGACUGCUCACCUGUGUAAAGUUAUUCAGUUAUAUAAAUGUUUGCAGGAUCAGGGGGUUGGAUUAUAAAUGUUUUGGGAGAGGGAUUCUGUUUAUAUAGGACUAGUACACUGAGAUGUCAGUCAUGACUGAGGAUUUUGAGUAUUACUGCAGUACAAAUAAUAGAGAAUACAUAAACAGAGACUUUCUCUGAGAAGAGUGUUUGCGUAUAGAUUGUGCUAUUGAUCUGGGAUUCUCAAACUUCAUUGAACUGCAAUGCCCUUCUGACAACAAAAAUUACUACAUGAUCCCAGGAGAAGGGACUGAAGCCUGAGCCUGCCUGAUCUCCACUGCUUCAGGUGGGGAUGGGGGUCAAAACUAAAGCCCAUGCCCCACUGUCCUGGGCAAGGAGGCCAAAGCUGAAGCCCAAGGGCUUCAGCCCCAGGCAGGGAGCCUUUAAUCUGAGCCUUGCUACCUAGGACUGAAGCCCUCAGGGUUCGGUUUUGGCCCUUGGCGGUGGGGCUCAAGCUUCUGCUCUGGCCCUGGGCCCCAGCAAGUCUAAGCCAGCCCUGGUGACCCCAUUAAAAUGGGGUCCUGACCCAGUUUGAGUACUGCUGCUGUAGAUUAACUCUACCACCUCAGCCUCCUAAAAUAACUCCAGCCUAUUUAGUGAUAUAUGUAUGGUUGAAUUAAAAUGAUUCUGAGGCUGUGUUUACAUUAUCUCCACCCCCGACACUCUGGGGAUCGAUGCAUCAGAGUCAAUUUAGCGGGUCUAGUGAAGACCCACCAGAUUGACUGCAGAUCAGUUUCCAGUCAACCCCACUACUCUACCCCAAACAAGAAGAGUAAGGAUUAUUUGUCUGGCACCUUCCGAAACCAGCAGUACGGCAAAUGCCAUGCAAGUUUAUGCACUAUUGUGGAGUAGUCAAUAAAAGAUGGAUUACAUUUCAGCACCUUAACUUCCUCAAACGAAUGUAUGUAACACAGUACAACAAAGACCUGAGUCAGCAAGCAAAACCAAAGUCAGAUCCAGUUGCACCUCCUUUCCUUGAGAAAAAACAUUUGGGUCAAGAAAAAACAGUUAUACGUGAGAUCAGACCAGUUUCACCUCUCCACCCACCUUCGUCUGAGACUUUGAACAGAAAUGAGUUCAAAGCAGUAAAUUCAGCUGCAGUUGUAGAAGACUUGGCAACAGCUGUAGGAGCAGAAUCCAAAGAAGAAAAACAAUGGAAAGAAAUGAAGCUACAACUGGAUGAUUUACCAGGAAUUUUGGCACGUUUGUCCAAAAUCAAACUUACAGCUCUGGUUGUGAGUACCGCAUCUGCUGGGUUUGCUAUGGCUCCAGUCCCUUUUGACCUAACUUGUUUCCUGCUUACCUCCAUUGGAACUGGACUUGCUUCCUGUGCAGCCAACUCCAUCAAUCAGUUCUUUGAGGUUCCCUUUGACUCAAAUAUGAACAGGACAAAAAACAGACCCCUGGUGCGAGGACAGAUCAGCCCUCUGCUUGCAGUGUCCUUUGCUGCCUCCUGUGCAGUUCCAGGAAUCGCCCUGCUGACCCUGGGAGUAAAUCCUCUCACUGGGGCACUGGGAGCCUUCAACAUUUUCCUGUACACGUGUUGUUACACACCGAUGAAAAGAAUGAGCAUCAUCAACACAUGGGUGGGAGCUGUCGUUGGUGCAAUUCCCCCCAUCAUGGGCUGGACUGCAGCUACCGGCAGCCUUGAUGCUGGCGCGUUGCUGUUGGGAGGAAUUCUCUAUUCUUGGCAGUUUCCUCAUUUCAAUGCCCUGAGCUGGGGCCUCCGGGAGGAUUACUCACGAGGAGGAUACUGCAUGAUGUCCGUCACUCACCCUGCAAUGUGCCGGCGGGUUGCUCUGCGUCAUUGCUUGGCCUUAAUUGGACUCUCAACAAUGGCCCCCAUCCUUGAUGUCACCACAUGGAAUUUUCCACUCAUUUCACUCCCUAUCAACUUGUACAUUUCCUACCUCGGCUUUCGGUUCUACAGGGAUGCAGAUCGCAGCAGCUCCAGGAAACUUUUCUUCUGCAGCCUGUGGCACUUGCCAAUGCUUCUGCUUCUUAUGCUCACAUGUAAGAAAUCCCUGCUAGAGAAAGAAGACAAAAGCGAGCUUUUCAGUUGAAACUGGGUUGCCUUAAUAUCAAUUAGAGCUAAUGACACCUAUUUUUAUUGUCAAGCAGAGGGUCUUUUGCUAAUUAUGGGCAGGAAAAUCUAUGGCAGUGUGUUUAAAGCGAAUCCCUUGUGCCCAGUGACCACUUUACAUAAUUGUUUUCUAAUUUCUUUUUAGAGGGAGGAACUUGGGGGACUUAAAUGGCUCAUGGACUUGGUCAAUGGAAUCACUCCUUAGGUCAUGAGUUAAAAUCCAGCCUAGGUGAAAAAUGAAUCAUGUUCCCUUGGCUUCCUGCUAGACUAUUUGAAAUGAGUUUGGUGACCACUGCAAUGAGGUGAAUAAGUGAAAUGAGCAGAUAUCUACAUGGCAGAGGCACCAGCCCCACAAUGGGCCCUCAUCACUGACAUUCUUAGUGAGGAAGCCAAGGAGACUCAUUGGAUACUGAGCUUUCCUCUGUCCCCCGUGAGCAGGUAUUCUGUCCAGAAUAGACUUGAGGCACAUUGGCAGGGUAGUGAGGGGGAAGCUUGCAUUGCCCCAGUCAUGCCAUCCCUGCUCUGUGACUAAAUGGAGGACUUCAAUUUCUGGGACUGUCAAUCCAGCACUUUUCACAAGGAUUCAGUUCACUUUCAUAUAUUUUCAGAGAACCCAGUUUAUUUUCUAUUCUGUCUUCAGCAUUUUGUAGAUCAUACAACACAAACAGCACAUUAGUAUUUAUUCAGCCUCUGGCUGAAUGGAGAUCGUUCCUAGUCUGUACCUUUCACAUACUCAUGGCAAUUUUUAUUGUGUUCCAUCACAGAGAAAUGUCUCACCCUGGCUAGAGCUCUUUCUGGGAGAAAUCUUUAGGAAUUGAAUGCUCAGGGCCAGAUCCUCAACCGGUGUAAACUGACAUAACUAUGUCAACUUCACUGGAGCUUUGCUGAUAUACAUCAGCUCAUGAUCGGGCGCUCAGAAUCCAAUAAUUUGAGGUUUUCUAUAUGCUAACGUGAAUUGUGCCAACCUGUUCAGUGUAAGAGCCUGUUUGCUGGUAAGGCAUUUCCUGUAAUUAAUUGAGUUCUGAGUCUCAUAAAGAAAUAUGACAACUCUAUUAAGUAUCAUGGCACAGUUGCAGCUACAAGAGAAGAUUGCUAUGAAGUGUGUUAUUGGUGGGGAAUCACAUUUUCUCAGUCUUGAGGAAAAGCCGGUUUUCAUUCCAGCUACCAUCUGAACUUAAAAACUAGUUCAGAAAGUUCAAAUUGCAACCAGCAUAGCUGAAGUUUACUGUAAUGGCAUGGCUGCAUGAGGAAAAUGUGUCAUGUUAUAACGUGUUAAUUAACAUGAUGUAAGACAGUCAGUGCAGACAAGCAUUGACUUGUUUGUAGUCAUGUUAGUGGGUCCUGAUUAACCCAGGGUGCACUGUAUGUUUAGCCAUGACCAACUAACAUGAUGUUAAACACAACAGCACGCUGUGUAGACAAGGAGUAGGUUAUAGUUUACAUUGUGUUAGUUAACAAGUGUAAUAACUUCUUGUAUUUUCCUCACUGUAAACAAGCCCCAAGCUUUUUCCAGUAUGUACAAGGUCCAUUCUAAUACUGUUAUGCACCAGAUCCAAGGCUUUUGCUGAUGGUGAGUUCUGCUGGUGGUGAAAUGCAAUAUUUUAUCUAACAUGAUAUCUAGGAAAGGCCUUCAAGGAAUUUCACGAGUUUGCCAGUGUCCUUGUCACCCUGAUAUAAAAACUUGACAGCAUCCGUUAAUGGUGCAGGCCGAUUCUGGUCUCAGUCACAUUGGUGUAAAUCAGGAGUGACUCCAUUGCCCUCGGUCUCCCUCAGUCUCUGUUGGCAACAGUGCUCUCUGGGAACAGAAUCAGGUAUUUUAAAUGACAUUUAAACAAUCAGACAUAAGAUGCUUGCCUCUCUCUAUUGAUUGCAGAUAAUGGUGCUGAAUCCCUGUUACUGUUUUUCUGAAAUAGACUCCAUUGUAUUCAGGUUGUUUACUGUGGGAACACUGCAUAGGAAUACCUGGAAAUAGCCCAGUACAACUUCUCAAUUUGUAAAAUAUAUUAGUUUGUUCUGCAAUAAAACAUACUGUACAAGA